AUGGCUGAUCGCAGUGAGAGCCCGGACUCCGACGGCGGUUCGGUAUCAAGACACGACUCUGACCAACCACCGGCCCGCAAGAGACAGCGCGUGCGACUGAGCUGUCUCGAGUGCCGCCGCCGCAAGCUCUCGUGCGAUCGUGGCUUUCCGUGCGAGCGCUGCAUUAAGAGCGGCACCCCUGACCGCUGCAGCUACGAAUCACGCAACGGAGAAGUCGUUAAUGCAUCAUCCGGCAUUCCUCCGUCCUUUGCGCAGCUGGACUCGCGCCGCUUCGGGAUUGGUGAUGCGGUUUCGGGCUUCGGCCCCCGAGACUCUGAGCUGGCCCGCCAAGAUCAUGACCGCAUCCGCAGACUGGAGCUGGAGAUUACCCAGCUGAAGAACCUUCUCACCAGGCCUGGCGGCUCAGCGUCUCUAGACGGGAGCACCGUCGUGGGCAGCACCAACUCGCCGUCGACGCAGAAGGAUGAGGGAGCCGAUGGCGAGGCGAGGCCCCCCGCGGAAGAGCAGGAGAUUAUCCAGAAGAGCGGCAUGGCAGGUGAAAAUGGCGAGCUGCGCUUCUUCCGUGGCAAGGGCUUCCGCACUCGCUACUUUGGCCCUCACAAUGCCAGCAUGGCCUUUGUCGAGUUGACCGGCCUUUGUCCGUUUAUGCGCGAGACGGCGGAUGAGUGGCUGCGGCCGGUGAUUCUUCAUGAUCGCAAGGACCGCAAGCGCCGCCAGGAGGAGCGAGAGACCAUCUUUGAGCAGUCGGACCCGGAGCUCGACGCCCUUCUACCCCCCAAGGAAGAGGCCGAUGCCCUCAUAAAUGUCUAUCUCGAACAGUUUGAGCAGAUCCACCGCAUUGUACACGUGCCCACCUUCCGCAAGGAGUAUGCGGAAUUUUGGCUUCCUGGAAGCAAGCAGCGAUACGCAGCCUUCACGGCUUUAGUCUUGUCGAUGAUGGCCGUAGCGAGCUGCGUGCAUACCCACGAGUCGCUCAAGUUCAUUGGCAUGAUGUCGAAACCACGACACAUGGCUGAGAAGUGGAUUGUGGCGUGCGAUGCGUGGGCGACGAGGCAGAGCCAGAAGCACCGACGACUCAUCCAUUAUCAGAUCGCCUGUCUGCUUUACCUUGGCAAGCGCGUUAACACCAUUAAGAAGAAGCGCUUCUGGACUAGCUCGGGAAAUCUGAUUCGCGAUGGCAUCGCUGUAGGACUGCACCGCGAGCCGAGCCACAUGGGCGGCAAGAUCACCGUGUACAACCAGGAGAUGCGGCGGAGGAUAUGGGCAACAGUGCAGGAGUUUGACAUGCAGGCGUCGUUUGACCAUGGCUUGCCGACCUUGGUGAGCCAGCUUCACUUCGACACCAACCCUCCUCGGAAUCUGGACGACGAAGACUUCGACGAGAACACGACGAUAUUGCCACCCUCUAAGCCGGCCAAGGAAUAUACGUUUUCUUCGUUCCAGAACUUGGCGCGGCAGAGCUUGCCUCUGCGUCUCGAGCUCAGCCGUCUUCUUACCGGACCGGUAUCCGAGAUAGACUAUGACCAAGUCAUUCGUUAUACCAAUGACUUGACACAUGAAAUCGAUGCCCUCCCUUCCUGGGAUAUGAAUCCUGAGAACAACGGCGAUAGCAAGAAGAACCCAUUGAUCGCAUACACGUUACUGCACGUCCAGUUGCGGCAGUACAUUACCCCUCUGCAUCAGCCCUAUCUCAAGCUGCGCAAGCAAAACUCCAAGUACCAGUACUCGGAAAUCAUCUAUUACAAUGCCGCGCGGGAUAUGGUUCUUUUGCAUGACAAGCUGUACGAGCAGGGCGUACGAGCGCUCAACUUCUUGCGAGAGGACGCUCUCACCACGGCAAUCAAUCUGUGCAGCGUCACGAUGCUGCAGCCUCGCGGAUCGACAAACAUGAUUAUGAUCAACUCCCACCACACGGUGAAGCUCAUCGAGAAGUGCAUUGCGAUGAAGGAAGACCGCCUACUGCGUUGCGGCAAUAACGAGCCGUGGGGUUACUCCAUCAUGUGCGCGGCAUUGGGGCUUCUUGAGGCCCAUCUGGGAACCAAGACCACCGAGGUGGCCAAAUCUACGUCGGCCGAGAGAUUUGUAAAUCUUCAUUAUAAGCUUCUUGCCAACCAGGAGCCUCCUCUAUCGUCUGCUCCAUUGCCAGGGACUCCUCUUCAUCCCCCUCCCAUCGGCCCAAUUGCCGGGCCAGGUAUUGGCCCAGUACCUGGCUUGGAGCUGCCCGACGGAACCAAGUCUGUAACACCAUUUGCCUUCCCAGCGCCCCUGCCAGCAGUCCCCGUGGAUCCAUCAUGGGGUGUGAAUGACAACACACAGCCCUUUAAUCUCGACCCAAGCCUGGAGCUACUGGGUCUUAAUCUGAAUGAGAUCUGGGGAGAGUCUUGGGAGCUGGGGCUGUAAAACACCCCCCCAAAAAAAGGAGCGACUGUUUUUGUACGUGAAAGCGUGUGUGAUAUAUAGGGGAGGGUAGCCUGUUUUGUUUUCUUCUCCCUGACAUCGAACUUGUAAAAAAAAAGGUCGGCGUUUUGCUUGUACUUGUACGAAUGGCGUUUGGUGUAUAUUAUAGAGAUACCAUGUAAGUAUCACAGCUCUUAUGUUUCUGCGACAUGUUGCGGCGUAAGAUGUAUGUAAUAUAUGUUUGCGAAUUUUGCUAUGC
Trichoderma virens Gv29-8 is the source of this 2656-nucleotide messenger RNA. RefSeq lists its product as uncharacterized. Gene Ontology annotation, cellular component: nucleus. NCBI's taxonomy places the organism in Eukaryota, Fungi, Ascomycota, Sordariomycetes, Hypocreales, Hypocreaceae. The transcript has 2 exons. The record is from RefSeq and is a predicted model, not a curated record. The coding region runs from base 1 to 2400 and encodes 799 amino acids. Gene Ontology annotation, molecular function: RNA polymerase II cis-regulatory region sequence-specific DNA binding; DNA-binding transcription activator activity, RNA polymerase II-specific; zinc ion binding. Gene Ontology annotation, biological process: DNA-templated transcription; regulation of transcription by RNA polymerase II.